This is a messenger RNA of Ruditapes philippinarum (Manila clam), 1493 nucleotides long. RefSeq names its product brain-specific homeobox protein homolog. Lineage: Eukaryota; Metazoa; Mollusca; Bivalvia; Venerida; Veneridae. The transcript is spliced from 4 exons. The record is from RefSeq and is a predicted model, not a curated record. Gene Ontology annotation, molecular function: DNA-binding transcription factor activity, RNA polymerase II-specific; DNA binding. The coding region runs from base 700 to 1479 and encodes 259 amino acids. Gene Ontology annotation, biological process: regulation of DNA-templated transcription.
UGACGUUUGAAAAUUAAAUGAAUUAUUUUAUUGUGUCGACAAAAUGGAAGCUACGAGAAAAUUGAAAAAUUAUGAAACCAAGUCGCACUAAAUACAGGUUUAUUUUUUCUGUUAAUUGGUAAAAUUGAACGCUAGAAAUUUCGAUUACUUUAGGUAAUUUUCUAAUUUUUAAUUGAAAGCAAUUAAAAAGUAAUGCACAUGUUUUUCCAACAAGCGCGGACAAAAGAAAGAAAAUUUCAAUUUACAACGCAAUAAUGUAUAAUAUGUAACAAUUCAACAACUUUAAGUGUAACUACAAAUGAAUUGAAAAUCACUUCAUUUCUUCUCAUAAGCUCCGCCCCUUCCUGCCACGAUGCCAAGUUAAAGCGCGAUCAUAUGACACUAUUUCUGUUGACAAUAUGGAAUACUGUAUUUUCAUUGGCUAAGACUGAAGUACGGUCAUAAAUCAACUAGCUAUGAGUUGCUGACACCAUUAUUAGAAUUUUGUGAUUAUCGCACAUAAAAUGAGAAUAAAUUACGAUUAAUUUGGAAUUACUAGAAGAGAAUUGCCGCAAUUUCGCCACUAAAACGAUGCGCAUUGUGUAUUGCUGAGUGUUUCUAUCAAGUGAUUUCUGAGAGGCUGUUGACUUCUGUGGAGAAAAAUAUUUGAGAAGAAAAAGAUAUUUCAAGUUUACAAAAUUCUGAAAUUUAGACGAUUGAAUGAUGGAGCUCGGCAGAUUAAAGGAAACUACAGCUACCUCGCGACCAUCUUCAUUCUUUAUUGAGGACAUUUUGUUGAGCAAACCUAAACAGCUAUGUCGAGAAUACUCUAACCUCAACAAUCUGUCCGCCAUUAUGAGACCAUCACUUCCGGCGGAGUACGCAGCUGCGGCAUAUCACUGUUUUCCCGCUUCACCAGUAUUCUUCCCCCAUGUUUUACAGCAUGUGCAGGGACUUGCAGCAAAGCAUGCCGAGCACCACUUCAUAUCACCGUCAGCAGCUGGAUUUCCUCUGGGUCCCCUCUUUCAACACGAUAGUCCAGGAAAGCACUGCAGGCGGCGGAAGGCUCGAACUGUAUUCAGUGACCAACAACUAAACGGCUUAGAGAAGAGGUUCGAAUCUCAGCGUUAUUUAUCAACCCCUGAACGUGUAGAGCUAGCUUCACAACUCAGCCUGUCGGAAACUCAGGUGAAAACAUGGUUCCAAAAUAGAAGAAUGAAACACAAAAAGUUACAAAAGAAAGGACAUAAUGAUUCUGAUGAUGUCACGGAACUUAACGACGAUGACAGUGAUUGUGGAAAUUAUGACGAACAUUCCACGUCUCUUGAUGAAGAGCGGACGUCAUGUUCAUCGUCCGGAAAAUUUACCAGAUAUGACGUAGAAAGUCUCGUGAAAGGUCAAAGUUCAUUUACAUCCGGGUGUUCAAAUUAUCACGCGAAUACAGAUGACGAAGACAAUGAAGAAAUUGACGUUGUUGAAUCUGAUCGCGAAAACUCAUGACAAAACAACAAAAA